AUGGAUCACCCACCCGGUCAAAGAAAACAAGUUGUAAGCAAAGGUACUUUUGAGAUCACCCACCCGGUCAAAGAGAACAAGUUGCAAGCAAAAGUACUGUUGAGAUCACCACCUGGUAAAAGAGAAAAUUUGGUUAUCGUAGAUAAUCUUGAAAUCAGCAACCAGGCCGAAGAGAACAAGUUAUCACCACCUGGUAAAAGAAAAAAGUUUAUUAGCGUGGGUAAUCUUGAAAUUACUAACCAGUUAAAUCAACCAAUUUAUCACCCACCCGGUCGAAAAGAACAAGUUGCAAGCAAAGGUACUGUUGAGAUCACUCACCCG
Racocetra fulgida is the source of this 321-nucleotide messenger RNA. The record is from the annotation of a GenBank genome assembly. Lineage: Eukaryota; Fungi; Glomeromycota; Glomeromycetes; Diversisporales; Gigasporaceae.